Molecule: messenger RNA, 1695 nt
Organism: Gracilinanus agilis (Agile Gracile Mouse Opossum)
Lineage: Eukaryota; Metazoa; Chordata; Mammalia; Didelphimorphia; Didelphidae
Product: HMG domain-containing protein 4-like
Source: RefSeq, a predicted model, not a curated record
AUGUCUGCUUACUUAGCUGGGCAUCAUCCAUCAGAAGGCUGUCGUCCUGAGUCAGCCUUAGCUCAUGCUGACUCAUCGUGCUCACAGGGGAUGCCAGAUACCCCGGGCACAGGUUUGGACAAAUCCAGACAGGGCGAGAGCUCCUGCGAAGGAGGCUGCGGUGGAGGCGCUCGGCGCUCGGCUGCGGCGGCCUGGCGGCUAUCUGCUCUUCUCUCCCUCUCAAGAUGGCGGCGGUCGGCGGCACUGAGGCGGGAGCCUGGCCCGCGGAGUGAAGAUUGCUUUGAUGGUGACCGAAGUUUGGAGGACAUAGGACUGGCAGCUGGCCGGAGCCAACGAGAGAAGAAACGUUCUUACAAGGAUCUUUUAAGAGAAGAAGAGGAGAUUGCUGCUCAGGUCAGGAAGUCCUCCAAGAAGAGGCUGAAGGAGAGAGAUCUCUUCUCCCUGGGCACGGACACGCACAAGAGGAGGAGGAAGCAUUCCUCCGGCGAGUCCUGCUAUGGAGAUCUUUCUCAUUUGGAGUCGUCACAGAAGAAAAAGAAGAAGGUGGUACCAAGUCCCCCAUCCUCCGAUACAGCCAUGGACCUACUAAAGGCCAUCACAUCCCCCCUGGCAACAGGCUCCAAGCCCCCCAGAAAGACUGGGGAGAAAUCCUCGUUUUCUUCCUUUAGCUCCUCAAGCUACUCAGAAAGCAAAAAGGAGCAGCACCCCAGGAAAAAAGUGAGCAGCAGCAGUGGGGAGCUUUCCCUUGAGGACAGCGGCUUCCACAAGGCCAAAAAAAUGAAGCCUCUUUAUGUUAAUACCGAGACCUUGACCCUUCGAGAGCCAGAUGGCUUAAAAAUGAAACUUAUUCUCUCACCCAAGGAGAAGGAAGGUAGGACAGGUGAUGAGGAACCUUUUCAGAAUCCUCCUCAACAGGGGACAACCAAAAAAUCCUCCAAGAAAUCAGCUCGGGAUGAGCAGGGCACUUUUCUCCUUGGGCAUGAGCUGCACAGUUUCCUAAAAACAGCCAGGAAGAAGCACAAACAAGCCAGCCCCGACCAACAUCCCUCUCCUGGACGGGAAGGCUUUGGGUCAGAUGCUUCCAUCUUUCCAGAGUCACACGCCGCUGACUAUGAGCUCUCAAAUGUUGAACCUGCCCUGGAGUCAGGCUCAUCCUCCAGGGGUGAGCUAGAGGCCGGUGAACUAGUGAUUGAUGACUCUUACUGGGAGAUUAAGAAGAAGAAGAAAUCCAAGAAGAGCAAAAAACAGAAGGACAAGGAGAGGCACAAGGAGAAGCGCCACUCCAAGUCCAAGAAGGGCCCUGGACUCUCUACUGCAGUCACCACUGUGGGAGAGGCCACGAGCACCAGCCCUGCACCCCCACCCCCUACCAGCACGCUUUUCCCUGGAGCUGUACCUCCACCACCACUGCCACCACCACCACCACCUCCACCACCACCACCAGUCUUCCACACUGAUGGACAGAGUGAGAAGAAGAAGAAGAAAGAAGAGAAGGAGAAAGAAAAGGCAGAGAAAGCAGAAAAGGUAAAGAAUUGGCCGGCUAGGUUGAAAGUAGCCUUGGACAACUUGCUUGAGGCUCUCUAGGGCCAGAGGAGUUCCCUUAUUAAUCACUAACAGCUUCUCUGCACUCAGAUGCUCUCCCACCACAUCCCCAUGGAGCUGCCAGGGCUGGCUCGGGCCAGUGCCGAGGAUGGU